This is a messenger RNA of Calidris pugnax (ruff), 2720 nucleotides long. RefSeq names its product histone H4 transcription factor (gene HINFP). The coding region runs from base 198 to 1934 and encodes 578 amino acids. Gene Ontology annotation, biological process: anatomical structure development; regulation of transcription by RNA polymerase II. The transcript has 9 exons. The record is from RefSeq and is a predicted model, not a curated record. Gene Ontology annotation, molecular function: DNA-binding transcription factor activity, RNA polymerase II-specific; RNA polymerase II cis-regulatory region sequence-specific DNA binding. Lineage: Eukaryota; Metazoa; Chordata; Aves; Charadriiformes; Scolopacidae.
GCGGAGGGUGAGUGGGGCUGGGCUCCCGCUUCGCCCCCGCUUUGCCCGGCGCUCCCCUCCUGCCCCGCCGCGGUGGCUCGGCUCCCGGCUCCGGCCACCCUUGCCCUGGCCGAGGCCUGCCGGACGGCGCCCGGACCGGUUUCGGGGCGUUGGGUGACCGCCGCGGUGAGGGGAGCCCUCAGCGUCUGCAGCCGGCCAUGCCUCCCGCCAAAGCCGCCGGUAAGGAGGCCUUGGUGCUGCAGUGCGAGUGGGAGCUGUGCACCUACGUGGCCUCGAAGAUGGAGGAGUUCUGCGAGCAUGUGGCUCAGCACCUGCAGCAGCACCUUCCCGGCGAACAGCGGGACGAGAUGGACCCUCUCGAGGAAUACACGUGUUUGUGGCAGGAGUGCGGUUUCUGUUCCCCAGAGAGCUCAGCUGACCUCGUUCGCCACGUCUAUUUCCAUUGCUACCACACCAAGCUGAAGCAGUGGGGGCUGCGGGCCCUGCAGAGCCAGUCAGAUGUGAGCCAUUGCCAGCUGGACUUCCAGAGCCGCAAUAUCAUCCCUGAGAUCCAGGAGAACUUCCUGUGUCUGUGGGAGUACUGUGAGAGAUCAUUUGAUAAUCCCGAGUGGUUCUAUCGGCAUGUGGAGGAUCACAGCUUCUGUUCGGAGUACAAGGCUGCAGGGAAGGAGAACCAUGUGGUCCUCUGUGGCUGGAAAGACUGUGAUUGCACGUUCAAGGGGCGCUGCAAACUGCGGGAGCACUUGCGUAGCCACACGCAGGAGAAGGUGGUGGCCUGUCCUACCUGUGGGGGCAUGUUCGCCAACAACACCAAGUUCUUUGACCACAUCCGCCGUCAGACUGCACUGGACCGUAAGCUCCUGUGGGCACGGGAGGAGGAGGUUGUGAACAGUCCUCUGGCCGUUUGGUUUGCUAGAGCUGCCUGUUCUCUGCAAGCGAAGGGCACGGAGCAGAGGUUUCAGUGUUCUCACUGCUCCAAGAGGUUUGCUACAGAGAGGCUGCUCCGUGACCAUAUGAGGAACCAUGUGAACCAUUACAAGUGCCCUCUGUGUGACAUGACCUGCCCGCUGCCCUCCUCCCUGCGCAAUCACAUUCGCUUUCGGCACAGCGAGGAGCGACCUUUCAAAUGUGACUACUGUGACUACAGCUGCAAGAAUCUCAUUGACUUGAGGAAACAUCUGGACACGCAUAGCAAAGAGCCAGCCUAUCGCUGCGAGUUUGAGGCUUGCAGCUUCACUGCACGUUCCCUCUGCUCCAUCAAACUGCACUACCGGAAAGUCCAUGAGGGUGACUCAGAGCCCCGGUACAAGUGCCAUGUCUGUGACAAGUGCUUCACACGUGGAAACAACCUCACUGUCCACCUCAGGAAGAAACACCAGUUCAAGUGGCCCUCAGGGCAUCCUCGCUUCAGGUACAAGGAACACGAGGAUGGCUACAUGAGGCUGCAGCUGGUGCGUUACGAGAGUGUGGAGCUGACAGAGCAGCUGCUGAAGGACAGAGAGAAGCAAGGGGAGGCACUGGAUGCCUCAGCUGAGUGUGUGAUGCUGUCUGAAGGUGAGGGCAACCUGCAGGGCAUCGUUCUGGACGCCCCGGCAGAGGCACCCCCGGUAGAGAGCAGUGUUGCUGAGCUGCAAGUGGCCCCCCUGCGCCCAGCAGCUUGCUCUGCUGACAACCCUGAGCCAGCGCGGCCAAGUGCCUUCCCGGGAGCAGCACCGUCACUGGAGCAAGAACCCAGCACCCCAGCCAACCCUAUCAUCCGUGUGGUGAACCGGACCAACGAGCACGGGGAGAGCGAGACUGUGUAUUAUGUCAUGGCCAGCACAUCCUCAGAGGAGCAGGUGGCAGCACCUGGUGGGCUGGGUAUGGAGCUGGAGGAGAACGUUAUGGACCGUCUGCAGAAAACGGCUGAGGAGCUGGGCAUCCAGAUCGUGUGAGGCGCUCACCUGCAUGUGGAAAACUUGGGGUUCCAUGGGUUGUGCUGGUGGGGAAGGUUGGGAAGUGCUUGGGGGUUAGGACUGAGCUUGUCUUCACCUACUUGGAGCUGGCUGACUCUCCCCUCUGCUGCCCCAGCCUCACUGGGUGCAGGUUCUGGUCAGCAUCGGGAGAGGGGAAGGACAGAUCUGUCUCAGUUGUGGGUCAAGUGAUCUGAUCUGGAAAGAGCUGUCUGUCUCCUGCUUUUGGGGAUUAGGGACUAGCAAGCCUCUCUUACCAUUCCAGGAGGUUUGGCCUUAGCCUGACACAGGCCUUUCCCUCUUGGUUACUCAUUGGUGACAUGGUCCCUGCUGCAGUGCAGCUCAGUUGUCAGCCCUUGCUGAGCCUGGUCCUCAGCUAGGAUCUCCCCAGGCAGGAUGGUGUGCCGAGCAGAUGCUGCAGCUGAAGCUUCUUCCCUGGGGAGAUGUGUGGCCCUUAGCAGGCCUGUUCUCCCCCGUCCAUACUUUGGUCUCCAAGGGGUGGUAUGCUCCACUUCUGCCUUCAUCAGCACUUCCCUGUGCAUCGUCCUUCCUGGGCUGUUCAGCUGGUGCUGUUGGUGGUGUUUGCACCACUGAUCCCGUCAGGCUGCACUCAUCUCUGGGAGGAGGGGACUGGAGGUGCUGUCCCUUGCAGGCUACCGCUGCCCUGCAGCACUGGGGGAUUGGGAGCUUCUUACUGCUUUUGUCCUUCCCUGGGUUUCCUCCCCACAUUGGGGUUUGGGCUCCUGGUUGGGCAAAGUGUACUUUGGC